Thalassophryne amazonica is the source of this 9839-nucleotide messenger RNA. It is a transcript of the gene phldb1b, whose product is annotated as pleckstrin homology-like domain, family B, member 1b. Gene Ontology annotation, biological process: regulation of microtubule cytoskeleton organization. The record is from RefSeq and is a predicted model, not a curated record. Gene Ontology annotation, molecular function: protein binding. Bases 675 to 5471 code for a protein of 1598 amino acids. The transcript is spliced from 25 exons. Gene Ontology annotation, cellular component: basal cortex. NCBI's taxonomy places the organism in Eukaryota, Metazoa, Chordata, Actinopteri, Batrachoidiformes, Batrachoididae.
GUUACAAAAAUAAACAUGGAUUUCAGCAGAAACUAAAUUUUUGCCAGUUUUGUGAAAUUUGAAAGGUCAUACGGCUUUAAUAUUGUGGUGAAAGAAAGAAAAGAAGGAAAGAGUUACCAUAAUGUUUCUUUUGGUUAUGUGCGAAAAAAAAAAAAAAAAAUUCAAACAAACACACGAAAACUUGACGUCCAUAUAUUUUCAAUAUUAUAUGAAAAACUUUAAACAAACUUUGGAAACUUAGAGAAAACCUCCACAAUGUUAAAAAAAAAAUCACCAUCAGACAUGGUGGCUGAUGCUGCCACUGAGCGAACAGAGAAAGCAGUUGUGUGCGUGAAGUUCUUCCCAUACUGCAGCACAGUAAGAGUUUCCAGCGGUGCUGCCGGGAGGCCCGCGAGCUCGGCUGCUCUCUGGAUCAGUUUCCAUGACUCAAAGGGAUAUCCCACGCUGCCUCCAGCCUCCCCUCCCCUCCAGUUCCUCUCUGUCACUCCCUUCUUUCUCAGCUUGCCACUUCAUUCCUACUUCAGACCAAACUGGAAGGACACGUGUCCUGUUAUAACAUGGAGCCUGACUGGAUUUUAACUUGUCUCUGACCUGAGAGCGCUGAAGGAGAAGAUCGAGCUAAAAACAGCAGGGACAUCCAUGUGUCACAGGCAGUUGUGGACAACUCAGUGGACAUGGACGACUUCAACAGGAACGUGCCUGAGUGCAAACGACAAACCCACCAGGUGUUACAGAGCACUCAGCUUGAUCUGACUGAAACAGGAAAUGGGCUGAAAUUCCAAGCAGAGCGCCCCCAUCUGGUGAGCCUGGGUAGUGGUCGUCUGAGCACAGCCAUCACCCUGCUGCCUCUGCCUGAAGGACGGACCACACUGGGUCAUGGUCCCAUGGACAUAAGUAUCCAGGGCCCUGGAGUGGCUGCCCAGCACUGUUACAUAGAGAACAGGUCAGGGGUCAUCACUCUGCACCCCUGUGGGAACCACUGUGCUGUUGACGGGCUCCAGGUCACUCAGCCCGUCCGCCUGUCACAAGGCUGUAUGCUGUGUUUUGGACAAUCAUCCUUUUUCCGCUUCAACCACCCUGAGGAAGCCUUCAGGAUGAAGAGUAUGAUGCCUCAUGGAGGAGGAGGCCCCACCGGGGAAUACAGACUAUAUACAGAAAGCGUGGUCAAUGGAAAUCACCAGAACAGCCCAGCCCCAUCUCUCCCAGGCCCUGGAGAGAGAGUCCAGUCUGAGCACAGUGCAAUUGUCAGCUCCAUUGAAAAAGACCUCCAGGACAUUAUGGACUCUCUAGUCAUGGAUGAGCUCCAGUCUGCUUCCUCAGAGGCUAAAAAGCCUCCUGAGAACCAACCCACCCUCAAUUCCCCCCUUUCUCCUCUGGUCAAUGGAGGCGGCCGUUAUCUGCUCUCUCCUCCUACCAGCCCAGGGGCCAUGUCUGUGGGGUCUAGCUAUGAGAAUGCAUCCCCUCCCUUCUCUCCCCUGUCCUCACCUUCAGCAGCCAGCAGUGGGAGCUUUACCAGUCCUUCCCCUAGUGGAGGACCCCAGGACCUAAAAUCUUCUCUGCCACCAGUGCCUGUACGUUCCUCCAGCUACAACUUCUCCACUCAGCCUCCACCUGUACCUCAGCCACGGACCAUACUGCCUAAUUUCAGCAGUGGUGGGUUAGGCCAAAACAUUCAAGAAAGCCCCAAGCUGCAGCGGAAGAUCUUAGGAGAGGCUCCUCCAAGCCCCAAACCAAGCCGCAGAGGACUAAGCCAAGAUGGGUCUGAGAGUUUUCGACCGACCCAUCUUCUGUCCCCUAAUGAAUCUUUCAGCAGUAGGAACAUUGUGCCAAGUAGCCCCAGGCUGACUUCAAAAUUCCCUACUUGUUCAUCACCGUCUCCUUCCAGUCCCAGGACCAAGGCAGCCACGGUGCUCCAAGAAAGGCCUGCCAGCCCCUUCAGAGAGCAGAACAACUUAUGUGAUCACUCGCUUACUUCCAGUCCCUCCAGGCAACUUUGCCAAACCUCUAGAGCCUUCCAGCCUCCUCUAGAUCCCAUUGUCCACAUUAUCCAGGGCUCUCCACUUCAGCACCACCAGCAGCAUCCACGCUCACUACAGCCACCUGAAAGCCCUCGCAUGUCCACGAGAAAUGUAGAAGUAAAUGGAGGAAGCAGCAGUAUGAGAGAGCUGCCUCCUCUCAGCCCCUCUAUGGCCCGGAGAGGGGUCCCAUUACUCCCAGGGGCACUUCCAGGGUCAUUUCACACCUUCAGGACUCCAGAUAGCCCAUCAAGUUUGGGUAAGCCAGUUUCGGAGAGUCCAAGGCUCAGACGCAAGGCUGGAUCCUCAUCAGAGGAGCUGAAUUGCAGCAAGGGUAUCCGAGCCCGGAGUCCCUCGCCUAUAUCUCUGAUGAUGGAAAGUGGUAGUGGUGCUGGUACAGGGGUACGGAAGGUGAGCAUUGGAAACUCCUUGUCCCCUGCAUACAGUCUGGGCUCUCUUCCUGGCUCAUCCCCUGCGUCCAGCCCGAGAAGUCAAAGAAAGCUGUCUACCGGACCUCGGGAGGUGGCAAGACCCCACCCAGGCAUGAGAGAGAGGAAGAAUAGUAUCACUGAGAUCAGCGACAAUGAGGAUGAGCUACUGGAGUACCACCGGCGCCAGCGAGAGGAGAGGCUUCUGGAGCAGGAAAUGGAGAAGCUGGAGAGACAGCGGCUAGAGACCAUCCUAAACCUCUGUGCUGAAUACAACAAAGGAGAAAGUGCUGGUCCUGACCCUCUGAGCUCAGGGAGGAUCGGUUUCCCUGGUGGACUGGUGGAUGCAUCUGGGCUUAAACCAUCCACAGACAACAUUUUAGUAGGGGCUCCAUUUUCUGCCACACUACGACAAGCACAGAGACAGAGGGAGAGUGAUGAAGAGAACCUGAAGGAGGAAUGUAGUAGUACAGAGAGCACUCAUCAGGAGGUGAGAACAUCUCCUGCUCCAAGCACAGCAUCAGCACUGCACAAUGGAGACAGACAGCUUGAGGACUUGUCCAGUUCAGGCAGUGCUGGUCGUCUGGAGCUUAGUUACCUGGAGGAUGAACGUGUUCACAUCCUGACACGCAUCGAUGAACUCAAAAGCCGACUAACAGAGCUGGAGCAGCAGCUUCAGGAGUCCAAACAAGAGGCAGAGAUGGAGCGUGCCUUGCUGCAGGGUGAAAAGCAAGCAGAGCUCGACCAGAUAGAAGCAGAAUCUGACAUCAUUGCACAACUGCAACACAAGCUGGAUGAGCUGGAGAGAGCCAUCCAGAGGGAGAAAGACAAGGAGAGGGCUAAUGUUGAGGCUGAGCGCCGGGCCCUGCAGAGCCUCCAGGAGGGCUACGCUGAGCUGAAGAACCAGCUUCAUAACUGUCCCGAGUCUGUACGGGAACAGUUGCAGGAACAACUCAAAAGGGAUGGAGAAGCACUGGAAGCAGAAACCAAAAAGUUUGAGGAUCUGGAGUUUCAACAGCUGGAGAGAGAAAGCAGCCUGGAGGAGGAAAGAGAAACCAUCAGCCAACAGCUGCAACAAGAAAGGGCAGAGUACCAUGGCAGCGUGGCCAAGAGAAAGGAAAAGGUGUCUGCUCUGGAGAACCAGGCCACCCAGCUCAGCCUGCAGGCAUCCCAGGAUUGUGAGCGUCUCGCCAAAGACAAGACCCUCACAGUGCAAAUGCUCCAAAAGGAGAAAGAGAGACUGUCUGCACUGGAGAAGAGGUACCACAGUCUGACCGGAGGCAAGAACUUCCCCAAAUCAUCCACUGCACUGAGAGAGAAAAUGCGGCAUAUCAACAAGACCGGCUUGUUAGAGGACAUCCACUCCUCCCAGCAUUCCCUCUGUCGAGGCUCUCCUUCCUACUUGCCUCCCUGCCCCCCCUGUCACUUGCACCCCAGCAGCCCUACAGAGGACUAUGUGACUGUCGGCCAGUUAAGUCAGAUGUAUGGAAUGCCAAAGGUGGAGUUGUCUCCUACCUCCCUGCUUCGCCAGCCGCUGCAGUCUGGAGCAGUAGAUCCCGCCUUCUCCUGCCUCCCCUCUCCUCAUGGCUCCUCCCCCUCUCUGUCUGUGGAGUACCAGUCUGAGGGCAGUAGGUCUCACCUCCACAGGCUAGAUUUAGAGCAGUGGUACCAGGAGCUGAUGGCUGCGGGACACUGCAGCCAGCUCUGCCCUCCCUCCCUUCCAGCCAAGUCAUUGUCCAGCCGCAGGCCUGUACUGCAGGUUUUUCGCUCAAAGCUGGACAGUGAUUCAGGACAAUCGCUUCAUCAUCCUAAAUCAGGCUCUAUAUCGCCUCUGCAGCAUGGAGCAGCAACACUGGGACGCAACACAAGCUCCAAGAGCCCCAUGCUGGCAGCCAGCUCCACUGGUAGCCUUCCCAGAAAUCUGGCAGCCACCUUGCAGGACAUUGAGACCAAGCGACAGCUCGCUCUGCAGCAGAAAGGUCAGCAGGUGAUUGAAGAGCAGCGACGCCGUCUGGCCGAGCUCAAACAGAGAGCUGCAGCGGAGGCUCAGUGCCAGUGGGAGGCGCUCCACGGCUCCCAACCCCAUCUCAUCACCUCAUCCUCUCCCUCCUACUCUCCUGUGGUGGCCUACAGCCCUGGUCUGAGCCACAGCUCUGUCGGACCCCCUCUGGUGCACCACUCCAUCCUGCACCACCAACCACCAUCAGCAGGGGAGCAACCCUACGACACUCUGAGCCUGGAGAGCUCCGACAGCAUGGACACUAGCGUGUCUACCGGAAACAACUCGGCCUGCUCGCCUGACAACAUGUCCAGUGUGGGUGGAGUGGACGCCCUGAAGAUUGAAGAGAUGGAGAAAAUGCUGAAGGAGGCACAGCUGGAGAAAGCCAGACUUAUUGAGUGUCGGGAACGGGAGAGCCUCGCUCGUCGUCAGAUGUUAGAGGAGGAGAGGAGAAGACGGGAGGAGGCGGAGAAAAGGCUGCUGGAUGAAACCUUCCACCGACAGCAGCUUGUGGAGAAGGAGGUCAAGAUGAGGGCCAAAAUCUUCUCUCAGGCUCGUCCAAUGACUCGCUACCUGCCCAUCCGCAAAGAGGAGUUUGACCUGCGCUCCCACAUUGAGUCGUCGGGCCACAGCGUGGAGACUUGCUACCAUGUCAUCCUGACUGAGAAGAUGUGUAAGGGCUACCUUGUCAAGAUGGGAGGCAAGAUCAAGUCAUGGAAGAAACGCUGGUUUGUUUUUGACCGCCUCAAACGGACCUUCUCCUACUAUGUUGACAAACAUGAGACCAAGCUGAAGGGAGUGAUCUACUUCCAGGCAACAGAAGAGGUUUAUUACGAUCACUUGCGCAGCGCCACAAAGAUGAGAUUUUUCAACUUGAAUUUGACCAGUAGCCCAAACCCCUCCCUGACGUUCUGUGUCAAGACCCACGACCGGCUCUACUACAUGGUCGCCCCUUCAGCGGAAGCCAUGAGGAUCUGGAUGGAUGUUAUUGUGACUGGUGCUGAAGGAUACACGCAGUUCAUGAACUGAAAGAUGUUGGUGACAGACGGUUUUCGGCAGGGACUCUCCCAUCAGACACCGCCGGCUCUUCCUUCCUCUUGAGCCAUGGAGGAGGAAAUGCCGUGUUAUAGUCAUCAUGCAUUUUUUAUCACACACAUUUCCUUCACACAAAUUGCAUUUGGAUUGAAAAAGGGAGGCCUCGGUUGGACACACCCAUACACGCAUGUAUAUAAACCAAAUACCUGUCAGACACGUUAAAAUGCCUGUUUUGCCAAAUGGAGAUCCUGUAUGUUUUUGUAUCGUUUCUUUUUUUUAUUUUUACUUAUUAUUGAAAAAAUUGCCAAAUGACGUAAUGCAAAUGUUUGAGUUUUCCAUCAUGAUUUUUCUGAUUUUAGACAAAAAAGAUUUAAAGAAAUCUUUGAUGAAAGGGUGUAAUCUUUUAUAAAUUAAUUUGAAUGAAUCUUAUUCAAAUGUGUAAAUCUGUGUGAAAUAACAGAAAUGAGGCAGACUACAGAGGAAAAUCUGUUACAGCGAAACACCUUCAUCCAACACUACAAACCUCUGCUGUUCUGAAGAUGAGUAUGAAACAGUUUAAAAAAGUACUCCUGGUAAUGUUAUUCCUGGAAGUGACUGGAGAUAUUUGUUUAGGCUGUGACUGGUGCAGCUCAGGAGUUCAGUCUGCAGGUCAAACUACUCUUUGACCAACAUGAGGUUUAGACAACACACACACAGAUAUUAAAUAAAUGACCGCUUUUAACUUGUAAACAUUUUAUUCUAUUUUAUUUUUGGCUGAAUAAUUUCUAUGUAUUUCCAGUCUUUCUGCUGAGCAAAACAUCACUGAGUGAAAGAAAGAUAAAUUAUUUAUUCAUUUGUCUUCUACACUUGUGGUAUUUCCUGGUAGUUUUCAUUUAAAGUAACUGCUAACUAGUUUCUGUCCUUACAUUGUGUGAACUGGUUUAUUUAGUUUGUUUGGCUUCUGACUUUCCAUCGCAUCAUUGUGGACUGUAACAUGAAUUUUAAAAGUUUGAUUGAUUUAGGUUGGAAAGUAAACUUCAGUGAGGACUUUUCCUAAUAAUUAAAUUAAGUUUUAUUCGUCAUAAUUAAACCUGCAGGAUUUUCAUUUUCAAAAAGCUGGCUGAUCAGAUUAAUAAAUUGAAAUAAGUCCUGAAUUUGUGGUUGAUGCAAUAAAGUAAUUAAAAUGUGAGCUUGCUCACAUUCUUUAGCGCCCCAACUUUUACAUAUGUCACACAAGUCCAAAAUGAGCCUUUUCCAGCCCAGUUUGUGUUUACAGAUUGGUAUGUUUCCACAUUCAUAGAUGUUGGAGUGUAAGGAUUGUUAACAAUCACCUUCAAACAUAUUUAACUGUUUUUAAAAGUUUAUUAAAAGCUUUUUGUUGUUUUUUUUUUUUCCACACAAAGCCUUUAAACUAACCCUUAUAUUGGUCAAACCGUAGCACAUACCAUCUCAGUGAACUUUACAACAGUUGUAUGUAUGUGUUUGCUGUUAUGCAGAUGACGUGCACGUGUACAAAGGUUGUUUUUUUUUGCCAAGUAGCCGUGAGCUUACUUGAUGACUACACAGCUGAAGAGCAGCCAUCAUCACUGCCAACCUACAGUAACAACCACUAGAGGGCGCUACAAAUACAAAAUCCCACAGGAUGGACAACAUGGACUAACACAACUCAGAACUGUGCCUUGACCUUGUGUCACUGAUAUCUGUGAGUCCAGCACAUCCUCCCUGGGAGCUUCUGAAUAAAAAAGUCACUUUAUUUUUACUCAGUUCUGAUGUAAUAUGGGGACACAUUUGUAGGCUGCACUGUGGGAUCAUCUAUCCGUAGUGUCCUUACAGGCAAAAAUUGAAGUGCAUUUGUCUGCUUUCAUAUACAUUCAUAGCUUAAAUUUUUAAGAGAAUUCCUGGUUUUCCACUUCUGAUGUGGCAUAUUUGACUGUUGGCAGGCAGCAUUAAAGAAAAUGCUAACCAUGGUUACCAUUGACGUGAAUUCAGAGAUUAGUGUUAACAUAUGUGGCCAUGGGAACAAUAGAAAACACAAAUAGUUGGCAGUUGACACUAAGUUUUAGGGACACAUUUCUCACAGUCAAUAGUGUGACUACAAAUGAUAACAUCUAUUGGUUAAUGUAUAUGGCUGAAUACGCCAGCGCUACUUGUGGUUAGCAUUUUAUAGUAUGCCAAAUGCUACAUUUCAGCACUUAUGUUGGAUAUAAAUGUCUGUUUGAAAUCUGUUAAUUCCUGGAAAAAUUUCACCUCUGUCAUUGUAAUAUUUAUUACCCUGAAAGCUUCUUAGGAAUAGUCCUUGAGCGAGUGUCCCCAGAUAGUUAACUCUUUGAGCAGAUCAGUCAAAAAUCAAGGUUGUCAAAAUUAUAGUCUACAAAAACUACAUUUUCCAGGAUGUGUACGUAACAAAUAGGGCUUGAGAGACAAUAUAACACUGAUAUCAAUCAAAGCAUCACUUAUCAAAUGGAAUGCAUAAAGUUAUGAUGAGAGUAUUAUGGCCACACGCAGGGUAUGCAUCAACCGUCGAUGCUUUUUUGUUGCGAAAAAUUACUGGUUCACUGUCAAUGUUCAACGCAAUCACAUUCUGAGUGUGCACAUACAUCAUUACGUUAGGCUUAACAUGUGCACCCAUUGCCGCCACAAUAACGUGCUUUCAUUGUGAAGUACAUUCAGGAAGUCGUGAAUUAGUUGUAUAUCCUUAGUGUUAGCUAUUUAAAAUUAGCCUUGAUCAUCUAGUCUCUUUCACAUUUCCACCUUUUAAAGAGAGUUGCUUAUUUCCUUCUUAACAUGACAUUGCUCACUGAUUGGCUAAGAAUUCCUACAUCACUACUGUAUUUACAUCAUCAUCAUGACUUAGUUGCCCAGCCAGAACGGUGUUGAAGGAGAAAGUGAUUUUGGAUGUUCAUAAAGCAAGACUCCAUCACAAAGUACCAUACGAUUGAAAAUAAAAACAAUAAAAAUGCGAACAGCCUUUAAGCUUUUGUCAUGCAAAAAGUGCGUCCUCUGAUGGUCACAGUCAGAAAGCACGUGUGUCAUCAGUCCAUUUUAGCCUCCUGUGGAGAAGGUUUGACAGAUUGGAGUCAAGUCCAAUGUAAAAUGUGCCUCCGUCUGCGUCUUUAUCUGGACCGACUCCACGUCUUAACAGCUUGUGUUCCAAACCAGGAAUGACCUUUGAGUAAGAUAGUUGUGACUAAUCCUACAGAUGUUGGCAGAAGUAAAUAUUGACAGGUUACCACUUAAAAAGUUUUUUUUUUUUUAUUGGUACUAAACAGGCAGUGCUCAUUCGUGCUACUUUUUUUGUAAUUACUUUGGAGGAGGGAGUAAUUUCUAGAAGAAGAAAAGUUAUUUUUCAAAACCUGAGAUCUGGAUUACUUAACAGGAGCUUCACCUCACUGCAAAAUACCCAUUUAUGAUAACAACCUAUCAAACUAUAGUUAUAGUACAAGUGACAGGACCUUAAAGACAAAUGCUUUGUUUUCACAAGCUGCGUUUGGGUACAAUGUGGAUAUUAGGACACUGCAUGGCCUGUAUUUCCUCUGUCACAGUGACAAAUCAAUAGCCACGUGUGUAAUAAAUCCACUCCAGCAUCAUGCUGACACACAUCAGGUAAUUACAAAAACAAGCACCUCGUCCUCACUGUGACCUGCAUGCAUGCAAUCUGGAGACUGGAGCUUUAAAAGACUGUAAGUGCCCGGCCUCACUGGGUGUCUUUAAUCCUUCAUCGCUGCGUUGUAAAUUUGAGUGGAUACGGUUUUCACAGAGUGUAACGCUCGCUGUGAUUUUGGAGCAUGUGGAACUGUUGUUGGUGAAAUAAUGCUAAUUUAUGGUUGUGGUGCCUGAGGUAGUUAUGUGUUACUUAUUCAAGUGGAAAAAAAAAAAAUGUUUAAUAUAUUCUGCUCCCUUCGCCUUUAGUUUCCCUGCACAGAUAACGUGUGCAAACCAAACUGUUCAACAUGGGGAAGGCUGUUAAAAUCCUGUCUGUUGAGAGUCAGUAGUAUAGACGUUACUGUCACUGUGUUUGUUGAAAAGACUAAAUGUACUGUAAAGAUGCCUGAAUGAAAAUACACUAUUCGAAUGGAACAGUAUUGUAUGAGAAGUACAGUUUUUACUUAUUUUUAUUAUUUAGAGAAUUUGUCAGGUACAUUGCAAAUUGUAUAAUCAUGUGUUCAUAUGAUUUCUUUUUGUACUGGUACAGCAGAACACGUGCGUGCAUGCACACACACACGUCUGCUUUUUUUAUUUUUGAAUCCCUUAAAAUCAGAUAUUUCACACACACAAGAAAUACUUGGACCAUACUGUUUUAUUGGUUCCCUAUAAGUGUCACAAAUUGCUUUCACAAAUGAAUAAAAUGAAUUUUGUCUUUAAAAAUAAGCAUUUGUGACUUUU